AUGGAGAACGAAGGCGACUGGUCCUGUGACGCCAAUGACGCCGUCCAAAUCACAUUGGUUCAAACCGGCGAACAGAAACCCAAGACCCUCUCGAGCUUCCAUCCUCAAUUCACAUACCCGAUUUUUGGCGAUGAAGAGCGCAUCUUUGGUUACAAGGGCUUAAUUAUCCGCCUGCGCUUUGCGGCCCACGAUCUUCGCCCGCAUGUCCAUAUCUCUUACGAUGAGAAGUUCAAGCCUGUAGAAGAUACGGAGGCACUCGACCUCCUGGGCACAUUGAAGCCUUGGGUCCCGGAAGAGGCGUUCACCACUCUCCCCGAGUACGAAAAGGCCGUUCAAGAGGAUGAGGAUGCGAAGAAUUUUGUGCCCCCGGGAAAGCUCGUUCAUUCAUAUGUCACUCAGGAUAGGUCCUAUGAGAUCUGGGCGGGGUCGCUGGCUGACCCGCAAGUCCGAAAGCUCUUGGAUCGCGCCCAGGUUUUCGUUUCCCUCUUCAUCGAAGCCGGAACUCCCCUGGAAACUGAUGACCCCGAGUGGACUCUCGAAAGAUGGACAGUCUACUUCGUGUAUGAAAAAGUGACUCCCCCGGCGCCAACCGCCUCACAAUAUUCCAUCGUGGGAUACGCAACAACCUAUCGUUGGUGGUACUACAACAGAGACUCGUCGCAAGCGCCCACCGUCAGUCAGGAUACAUUUCCAGCACCCGCAGUUCGCCCCGGGGAGCUACCAUCUCGACUUCGGAUCGCCCAGUUCCUGAUCCUCCCACCCCACCAAAGCUCCGGCCACGGCACCCAUCUUUACACAACCAUCCAUUCCGCAUGCGUCGAUGACUCGACCAUCGUGGAGUUGACCGUUGAAGAUCCCAAUGAAGCUUUUGAUGCUCUCCGUGACACCACCGACUACCACAUCCUUCGCCCUGAAUUCCUCAAGCAUAGUGUCAACAUCAACCCCGACCCUUACCAAGCACACACCAAGAACCAACGGCCGCGCUUGGUCCCCACCGCUGCCCUCAUCCCCACCAAGCUUCUCCAUGACAUCCGCAUGUCUUAUAAGAUUGCCCCGACCCAGUUUGCGCACAUCUUGGAGAUGUUUCUCCUUAGCCAGAUCCCGUUGAAGAACCGCCACGCUGGUGGAGCAAACAUGGCGCGACUAUUGGUCAAGAAGCACAAGACAGAGAACCCCCACGAAAGGCGAUACUACUGGUGGCGCAUGCUCAUUAAGCAGCGCCUUUACAAGCGUUCUCGGGAUGUGCUGAUCCAAUUGGACUUGACUGAUCGUAUUCAGAAACUCGAAGAGACCGUGACAAAUGUCGAGGAAGGUUACGAGGGUCUGCUCCAGGCCUUCACUCAGCGCGAAGAUGACCUGAAAGCCAAGGAAGACGAAGAAGCCACCGAACUCGCUGGGUCAACCGCACUUGGAAAGGACCAGCGAGUCAAGCGAAAGUUCACAGUAGCCGAUGAAGAUGAGGAUGAGGAUGAGGAUGAGAGCGAAGCAGCGGCAGCCAAAAAGGCAAAGGUGUAG
Aspergillus wentii DTO 134E9 is the source of this 1515-nucleotide messenger RNA. It is a transcript of the gene hat1, whose product is annotated as histone acetyltransferase catalytic subunit HAT1. Gene Ontology annotation, biological process: subtelomeric heterochromatin formation. Lineage: Eukaryota; Fungi; Ascomycota; Eurotiomycetes; Eurotiales; Aspergillaceae. The transcript has 4 exons. Gene Ontology annotation, molecular function: histone H4 acetyltransferase activity. The record is from RefSeq and is a predicted model, not a curated record. Gene Ontology annotation, cellular component: nucleus. The coding region runs from base 1 to 1515 and encodes 504 amino acids.